AUGCCUCCCCGCCCACAUUACUACUCGCUCUUCGCACCACCACGGCUGUCGCUGUCUGAGCUGGUGCAAACUACCUUGUCUCACGACUCAACGGAUCUCCUCAUCGACCGUUGGCUGGAACACCGGGGAUAUGGGCAUGGAGAUGUUUACUACGAGUGGUUCAGAGAUGCGAGGGAGAGAAAGCAGACUGGCCAUGAUCAGCAGAGUAUUGUGUGGAAUAAGGGCGACUUUGUGCCUGAGAACAUCUUCUGUCGGACAGUGGACACUGGCCGUCUCAUCCCCCUCGAUCGAACUUGGACUACCCAUCUCUUUCACCAUCGUUCUAUGCAGGAGCGUAAUGGAAUGCCCAUUGUCUUCACCAUGCUCCCAGAACUCAUGCUUCUUCGGGGAAUGCACGAUGCUGGCUGCGACGAAAUAUACAUCAUCGUCACCGAUCUCAAGCGCCAGGAAAUGGACGACGUAACCGCCUUCUUCAAGCUCAUUUGUCGAAACACCUUUGGCCGGACUUGCAAGCCCAGUAUAGAGCAACAGAUCCAAUACGAGCACAUGCGAAUAUCCCACACCCUCGCCCGCCAACGACGAACCCCGUGCUUCCCACAGAUUGACCUCACCUUCCGAGCCCUCCUUUACGAGAAGCGCCCACGGUUUAUCAUCUUGUUCUCCAACCAACCCACGUCUUAUUCCCAGAUCAUCUUCACCCACCGCUCCUAUGUCCCCAGUGCAGACCUUUUCUUUGACUAUCCCACGGGCUGUCUCAACCCCUGCUGCACUGACGACUGUGAGAUCAUUCGUUUCCCCAGACGGGGUGUCGAAAACGCUCAGGUCCUUGACAUCAAACGAGGGGGACGGUACGGCAAGCGGGUCAAACGCAAGCAGAUGUGUAAUUGGAUCGAUUGUGACGUCUCGUUCGAUUCAGAUGGUUAUGCGUUGGAGAAACGACUACCAGACGGGAGUACAGAAGGGUCGGAGAGCAGUGUCGAGGCCAAGGUGGUAACCAAGAUGUGCAGCAAAUGCCGUUUGGUCAAAUACUGCUCCUUGGACCACCAGCGGAAGGACUGGGAGGAGCAUAAACGCGUUUGUGCGAAAGGCUAA
Mycena indigotica is the source of this 1092-nucleotide messenger RNA. RefSeq names its product MYND finger domain-like protein. Bases 1 to 1092 code for a protein of 363 amino acids. The transcript is spliced from 2 exons. Lineage: Eukaryota; Fungi; Basidiomycota; Agaricomycetes; Agaricales; Mycenaceae. The record is from RefSeq and is a predicted model, not a curated record.